GCCUGCGCUGGGGAGCUCCGCCGCCGCCGCCGCCGCCGCUGCCCGGGAGCCGGGAGCCGGGCCGCCGUCAUGCUGAGCCGGCUCGGGGCGCUGCUGCAGGAGGCCGUGGGGGCGCGGGAGCCCAGCAUUGACCUGCUGGAGGCCUUCGUGGAGCACUGGAAGGGCAUCACGAACUACUACAUCGAAAGCACAGAUGAAAACACCCCGGCCAAGAAAACGGACAUUCCCUGGAGGCUGAAGCAGAUGCUGGACAUCCUGGUGUACGAGGAGAGGCAGCAGGCGGCGGCGGGCGCGGCGGGGCCCUGUCUGGAGUACCUGCUGCAGCACAAGAUCCUGGAGACCCUGUGCACGCUGGGCAAGGCCGAGUACCCGCCAGGCAUGCGGCAGCAGGUGCUCCAGUUCUUCAGCAAGGUUCUGGCCCAGGUGCAGCACCCACUCCUGCAUUACCUCAACGUCCACAGGCCUGUGCAGAAACUUCUCCGACUUGGUGGGACAGUUCCUGGAUCCUUCACAGAGAAGGAGGAGGUGCAGUUCACCACCGUCCUCUGCUCCAAGAUCCAGCAGGAUCCAGCCCUGCUCACGUACAUCCUGGAAGGUAAAAAGACUGUCAGUAAGAAGAAGGCAUCCAGAGAGGCCGCCACCCUGCCCAAAGAGGCAGCCAGCGUCAAGGACAAGGAUCACCCCCACAGCAAGGCUCCUGACGGGGGUCCCUGUGGGGCCCGGGUCUUGAGCACCCAGCCACCUGCUGAGACUGAGGAACCAAAUGGGGGGAUUGGGGAGAGCAACCUGAUCACCUCCCUGAUUGGCUUGUGCAAGAGCAAGAAAGGUCGGGUGGCUCUGAAGGCCCAGGAGAACCUGCUGCUCCUGGUGAGUGUGGCUUCCCAGGCCGCCGCCACCUACCUGGUGCAGAGCAGCCCUUGUUGCCCGGCCGUCGUCGAGCACCUUUGCCAGCUGUACCAGUCCCUGCCCUCCUUCCUGGACCCCGCAGACAUCGCUGCUUUAGAGGGCAUUAGCUGGAGGUUACCCAGUGCCCCGUCCGAUGAGGCUUCCUUCCCUGGCAAGGAGGCCUUGGCUGCCUUUUUGGGCUGGUUCGAUUACUGCGACCACCUCAUCACAGAGGCGCACACGGUGGUUUCGGAUGCCUUGGCAAAGGCUGUGGCUGAGAAGUUAUUCGUGGAGAUUCUGCAGCCCCAGCUCCUACAUGUGUCUGAACAGAGCGUCCUGACCGCCACCGCCCUGCUCACAGCUAUGCUGCGCCAGCUUCGCUCCCCUGGGCUGCUGGGAGAGGCCGUGGCCUUCCUCCUGGGCACAGACCAGCAGCCUGCAGUCCCUGAGGACAGCCCCCACACCCUGUGUGCCCACCUCAUCAGGCACUGCGACCACCUCUCUGAUGAGAUCAGCAGCGCCACACUGCGGCUGUUUGAGGAGCUGCUCCAGAAGCCCCACGAGCACAUCGUCCGCAGCCUGGUCCUGUGUCACCUGGAGGGCCGCCCUUACGUGGCCCGGGGCUCACCUGAGCCCGAGAGCUACGAGGACACCCUGGAUCUGGAGGAGGACCCCUACUUCACAGACGGCUUUCUCAACUCCAGCUUUCAACCCUCCACAAAGCCUCCCCCUGCCCCUGCCACCAACCCCGAUGGCAAAACUGCGGUGACCGAGAUCGUCAACAGCUUCCUCUGCCUUGUUCCUGAGGAAGCCAAGACCUCGGCUUUCCUGGAGGAGACCGGAUACGACACGUACGUCCACGAUGCUUACGGACUGUUCCAGGAGUGCAGCUCCCGAGUCGCGCCCUGGGGCUGGCCACUGGGUCCCCCACCCUUGGACCCCCAUGAGCCCGAACGGCCUUUCUUCGAGGGUCACUUCCUCCAAAUGCUCUUUGACCGCAUGUCCCGGAUUUUAGACCAGCCUUACAGCCUGAAUCUGCAGGUGACCUCAGUCCUGUCCCGGCUCGCCCUCUUCCCCCACCCUCUCAUCCACGAGUACCUCCUGGAUCCCUACAUCAGCCUGGCCCCUGGCUGCAGGAGCCUGUUCUCUGUGCUCGUCAGGGUGAUUGGGGACUUGAUGCAGAGAAUUCAGAGAGUGCCCCAGUUCCCAGGCAAACUGCUCCUGGUGCGCAGGCAGCUGAUGGGCCAGGUCCCCGGGGAGCAGCUGGACCACCAGACCCUCCUCCAGGGCGUGGUAGUACUUGAGGAAUUCUGCAAGGAGCUGGCUGCCAUCGCGUUCGUCAAGUUCCCCCCACGUGGUCCUCACCUGUGCCUCUCCACACCCCCGGAAGGGCAUGUCUGAGCCAGGAGCAUGACGGGAGGGGACACUCCUGUCCACACCUCUGCUCAAGAGCCGCCACCCUCCUCCCAGGGCGGAGGCUUGGCUCCGUCUCCUCUACAUCCCAGGGACCACAGCCCAUGCGGAGGCCUGGGCUUCUGCUCCUGGGUUAACUCAAGAAGACCUUGGCCUAUUGGCCACACCAGAUGGGAUUUAAAGGCAUGGGUCUCUGAGGUACCAGAAGCCAAGAAGCAAAAGAGAUGGCUUCCUGGGCAGCAUGGUGUCCUCAGGUCUUCCCUGGGGAGCUGGGUGAUGGCCAGGUGGGCACCCAGACCCUGACCCUCAUGUGCUCUAUGCUUGUCACCCAUCUGUAUGGGCCAUCUGCGGCCAGAGCCAAGGCCUGAGACUCAAUUCCAGGGGCACGAGGGGCAGUGCGCUAAUGGCUUCAAAGCUGGUCAGGGCCACAGGCGAGAGGAAUGGGGGCAUGGCCUUGCCUCUGUCACACCAGGUACCAUAGACGCUGCUGAGAUUUGACAUUUCUCCUGCCUUCUUGGCUUAACCCUUGGGGAAGGGGCAGAGGACAGCAGGGGAAGCCCCCUCUUCCCGCUCGACCCUCGUGGAGACUGUUGCAAAAUUCCCAGCCGCCUUGUGGCAAAUGCCCAAAGCAUGCUCCGCGCCCAGGCGGGGGCAGCUGCUAAUGAGAAGCUUGAUGCAACUGCAGCCAGGGCGGGAGAGGGCCUGGGGAGCUGGGGGGCUGGGUGCCAGGCUCCAGUUCCAGCUGGUUUCUCUCUGGCGCCUUCUGAACCCGUCUCGGCAGGUCCACAACACCUGGGCAGAGGGGCUCAGAGACUGGGAAAGGCCAGGCCUCGCCCUUAGCUUUCUGCCUGCUGUGUUCUCAAUGGAAUACUCUCCCAGGGGUGCAGGAAGCUCUGGUGAGACCAGGAUGACCACCUGGCCAGAGGCCCCCAAGGCCUGGCGAGGAGGGGCUGGGGCGCAGGCAGCUGGUCGUGGUGGCGUUCUCCCUGCGUGCCCUCUGUGGCUAGGGCUGCCACCCAACCCGGCCCGAAUCUGUCUCGACCUGCAGGAACACAGGCGGCGCCAGGCAUUACCUCAGCAAACUGCAGUCGCUGGCUUCGCUCCUGGGCAAGGAGGAGCAGCCAGAGCCCCUUUCGCUUCCUUUUCCUGCCCAUGCCGCUUCUAGAAGCAGGCCGCAGGUUGCCAAGAGGUGACAUGAAAGCAGAGGAAACUCAGUGACCUCUGCCUCUCCCGCAUUCCUCCAAGCUGGGGAGGAUUUCACUGCUGCUCCGAGGACACCAGGCAUGUGCCUGCAUGUGUGCGCACACGUGGGCGUCGGUGGGGGACGGGAGCGGAGCUCAGCGGGCCAGCUGGGUCUGGACUCCUGGAUUCAGAAAACAUUCGUGCGUCCGCGGGUCACACACACUCCCCUCCUCGAUGUGCUUGGGUGCUCACACUGCGUCGCCCCGGUCAGCAUGGCAAUAAAUGGUGUGGUUGCGUGGA
Molecule: messenger RNA, 3780 nt
Organism: Camelus dromedarius (Arabian camel)
Lineage: Eukaryota; Metazoa; Chordata; Mammalia; Artiodactyla; Camelidae
Gene: FHIP2B
Product: FHF complex subunit HOOK interacting protein 2B
Exons: 17
Coding region: 70-2286 (738 amino acids)
Source: RefSeq, a predicted model, not a curated record